AAGAGCCGGAGCACAGUCGUCUGCUCAGAGCUGCAGACUCUUCUUCUAUUUUCAGAUUGAGCAGAAGAAAACAACACCUGCAAAGAUGAAGGCACAGGUGGUCACCAUUCUGUUUGCAUCUCUGCUCGUGGCGACCCACCAGGAGAGCAGCGUCUAUCCAGGCUGCUGGACACAGUGGUUCGACAGAGACAACCCCUCAGGAAAUGGAGACUUCGAGAAUCUCGCUAUUCAACGUGAACAAACCCCGGGCAAAAUCUGCGACAAUCCACUGGACAUAGAAGUACGGACAGUGACAGGCGGCAGUAUGGCUUCAACCGGGGACAUCUUCACUGCAGCUGACACGAUCACAGGCUUUGUGUGUGAAAACAAUAAGCAAACUCAGACAAAGAUGUGCAGUGAUUAUGAAGUGCGCUACUUGUGUCCAGUGGAAUUCUGCUACCCCAAAGGCUGCUGGACAGAGUGGUUUGACAGAGAUGAUCCCUCAGGCACUGGAGACUGGGAAACUCUGACCGAUAUCAUCAAGGAGAAACCAGGAAAAAUCUGUGAGAACCCCCUGUACCUCGAGGCUCAGACCACCUCCGGGAAGAGUGUGGAGUCCACCGGGGAUGUCAUUUCUGUAGCCAGUCCAAGCAGCGGUCUUGUGUGUGAAAACAAAAACCAAAAAGACGGAUCCUGUGAGGAUUACCAAGUGCGAUUCUACUGCCCUGACGAGUUCUGCAUGAUCAAAAGUUGCUGGACCGAAUGGUACGACAGAGACAACCCCAGUGGAACCGGAGACUGGGAAACUCUGGAAGACCUUUAUCUGAAACAUCCAGGAGAAAUCUGUGAAUAUCCUCUUGAGAUCGACGUCCUAACUACAUCUGGGGGGAGUGUGGCGUCAACUGGAGACACGAUUGCUAUAUCUGACACAUCCACCGGCUUUGUCUGCAAGAACGCUGACCAAAACGGGCACUUGUGUGAAGAUUAUAAGGUCCGUUUCCGCUGUCCCGAAGAAUUCUGUGAAUCAAAAGGCUGCUGGACUGAAUGGUUCGACAGAGACAAUCCCAGUGGAAAAGGAGACUGGGAAAAUCUGGAAUUGCUUCUUCAAGAAAAUCCAGGAAAAAUCUGCGAGUACCCUCUUCAGAUCGAGGUCCAAACUACAUCUGGGAACAGCGUGGCUUCAACUGGAAACGUGAUCACUGCAUCUGACCCAAACACCGGCUUUAUCUGCGAAAACUCAAAACAGCCAGCGGGCAAAAGAUGUGAAGAUUUCAAAGUGCGAUUUUUCUGUCCUGAAGACUUCUGCAAGUCAGUUGUGGACCCUAAUGGCGGUCAGCAGAAUGAUCAGUUUUGUAAAUACUACAAGGUGUGCUACAGCAGCUCUGGCGGUUCCUACAUCGAAACGCUGAAUAACCCACCAUGUCCCUGAAGACAUUUUUCUGUUUUCACUGUUUGUUAAUGGUGUAAUAAUAAGAAAUAAGAAUCCAGUGUCAUAUUUUCAGCUGGAGGGCAGGAGCCUAUAUAACUCUAUGGGAGAUUCACUGUUUUAAAAGAACAUAAGUUGGGAUAUAACUUAUGCUCUACUAAUGUUUAACCUUAUAUGUUAAGGGAUGGAUCCAAAAACAACCGUACUAUUCCUUUUACCUCCUUUCAUCUGAUAACGAUCACAUCUUUGGGGGCAAAUGUGCAUAAUAUAUUCACUUUAGUUUGUUAAAUGCUGACUUUGUAUCAGUUUUUGUUUCAUAUGGACAGAUCCAGUUAAUAGAGAGAUAUUAACCAUAAACCGGGUCACCACAUCCGCAGUCUGACAGGUAAAUAGCAAACUCCACCUGAGAAGUCUGACCUGUCUCCAGCUCAGUUUAAACUAGAGAGAUUAUUGGUGUUUUUUAGAUGCUAUGUGACGAUGUCAUAGUCUCAGAUUGAUUACAUUGCAGUUUGCCAUGGAAUAUCCAAAAGGUAAAGGCACAAAUGUUGAACCUGAUCAUUUCUGUUGGUGACUACACCCAAGAACUCACUGUAUCGCAACAAAAAAAACAACUACCAUUUAACAAUAUCCAGCGUUUCAUCAAUAAACCAUCACAUCCAUGUUUCUACAUAUUGUGUUUAUCUUUGGUUGGUUUAUAAUUAAUAAAACAAUAACACAUCUUCAG
Molecule: messenger RNA, 2129 nt
Organism: Periophthalmus magnuspinnatus
Lineage: Eukaryota; Metazoa; Chordata; Actinopteri; Gobiiformes; Gobiidae
Product: mucin-5AC-like
Exons: 12
Coding region: 86-1408 (440 amino acids)
Source: RefSeq, a predicted model, not a curated record